AGGAAUAGGAACCCUAAACCAGGAAGUUACAUAGUUGUGAUUCUAAUUUCAGCCUCAGAGGAGGGCUCACAUUUACUGAAUAUUGUCAUAUGAAUAGCAGCCUAGGACUUUUUUGCCCAAACCUCUAAGGUGACAUCAAGAUCUCCAGUUCUUCUUGAUGGAGAUUCUGCUGUACUUGAGGGUCUGAAGGCAGCACAUAGUCCAAUGCAUGCCAACCAUUCGCUAAGUUGGCCAACAAGCCACAGCUGAGUAGAAAAUAACGUACAGCUGCAAGAGAUGAUGCUGUUCAGGAAACUUCAGUGGUCCAAAGGAAAGGCUAUUUUACCAGUGCUUUUAAUAUGUGCUCUCUUCUCAAGCUCAGGGUUGCAUCAGGAUGCAUCCACUGCAAGGAGAAAAAAUGUGGUCUCAUUACAGGGUAAAAUGGUGAAAAUGGAAUGUAUUCACAUUAGUAAUGCAGCAGAAGGUUUGAUCCUAACUCUAAGGAGAAAUGGCACCGCCGCUGAGCUUUGUUACUGGCGGUUUGGAAACUUUAGCAUUUGGAACAGAAUCUGCAAAGGUUCUGUAACUCUAGAGUACGAUCAUCACACCAGAUGGGUUUAUGCUGUUAUUCAGAGAGUCUCUGUGAAUGAUUCCGGGGUUUAUAACUGCACCCUGGAAAGCAUGAUUCCUCCACCGGUGAAAACACUGGACUAUACAUACAUUUACCUAACAGUAUCAGCUCCUCCAGUUGUUGAGCUUUCCUUGGUAUCUCCUUUCUUCAAUAACUAUGAGAACACAUUGACUUGCUGCGCUUGGGACUUCUACCCUCAAGACAUCCAGUUCUCCUGGUAUAAGGAUGGAGAGUUGAUCACCAACACUUCAAAGAAUGAUUCUUUGUUCCCCAAUAGUAAUGGCUCUUACUCCUAUAUAAGUAACCUAAUUAUUUCCCAUUCUGACUGGAGCAGAUCUGUACAGUUUUCUUGCCAAGUGAAUCAUUCUGCACUGGAAAGUCCUGUUGUCAAACAUAUAUCUUGGCCUCAAGCUGAAAAAGAUCCUUCAAAGUUGCCAGUCUGGAUCCUGGCUGCAGUGCUUGCUGGUCUCCUAAUGAUACUGGUGGUGACUAUUCUGGCAAUGAUCCUGAUAUUCAGAUCCAAGACCACAUCACAGAGCUCUGCAGACAGAGUUGUGCCAGAGACUGUUGUGAUACAACUCCCACAAGAAUGCCAGAGAGAGAAGUGCCACACGACCUAUGCGUUGCUUAAUUAUUAUCCAGGAUCUACAUUAUGAGUGGUUGUCAAGUGUGGUAUGUGGGGUAUGAAAUACAGAAGGAAACCUUGCAUUCCCUCGAAGUCUUCUGCACUGAACUUGAUGAUGGAAGACGGGAGCUUCUGGGGAAACAAACAACACCUGCUACUUGUAAUACUGAAGCCUUGAGCUGUCAAAUAACAAGUAAAGCAAAGCCACUUGUGAAGAAGGGCAGUGUGCUAGAUGCUGGUUUGAGUUCUCAGACCUAGUUAGUAUUUCAGCAAAAAGGUCAACAUCUAAUCUGGCACAGAAAGGGAACUGAAAUGUCCCUGAGGUGCCUGAUCUGAGUGCAAGGUGACUGUGAGCCUUUGGGAGAAGAUGCACUGCUUUGGAGUAUUAUGGUUAUGACCAUGAGGUUAGGCAGCCUAGGGAAAUUUUCAGACUGGUGCUUCACAAUCCACUACAUUCACUUGGCUGGACUUGGCUCACUGAGUCACAAUUAAGCCAAUAUCCCAGCAAUGCAGCUAAGACAUGAUUGAUGGAAAUUCUGUUGUUCAAAUGGGUCCAAGUCAUUUUCUGAUGAUUAAAGUCCAUGCCACUGUGUCAGAUAAAGGGUGUUCUGGCUAAAUUCCAGUGUUAAUAACAGCCUUCACUCUAAAAUUCCCUACACAUUGCAAUUCAGAUGCAGCUUACUGUGCACUUUCACAUCUCUGUCACGCUCCACCCCUGAACUGAUUGAAUUUCUAGGGUUGGUCACAUUGUUCUACAUGCAAUCCAUACCUUGCAAAUCACUUAUUUUGGGAGCCUUCAGCAUGAAAGAGGAACUAUCUCCACUUAUAGGAAUUUCUUGAGUUAACUGUUGCCUGCAGUUGUGGAGAGCUGGAUUUGAGGAAGACCCUUCCAGUCUUAUAUCCCUAUGUUCCUGGAUAGUUGUAAGGUUUUAUCACUUUUUAUCCCUUUCUUGUUUUUAUAAAUAUUGCACAAAUUAUUACUUUUACCAUAUUCCAGUGUAUUACUCUGGCUUUGUUAGCCACUGCAUCUUUAUGAAAGAUGCUGAUUAUCUUAAAUGUUGGCUCUUGUUUACAAACUGUUACUGUGUGGCAAGGAGGCAAUUAUAGACUACAACAGCAAGAUGGACUUUAUUUUUAUGUGUUCCUACUGAUCCUGAACUCUUUGGCCUGUUCUGGAGAUGCUUUCAUUGGAAUGCAUUAAUGUAUUUUCAGCAUACAAAAUUACCAGAUUUUAGGUCUAAGGAUGUUACACAAAUUGCCAGUUGCUCAAAUCACAAGCGAGACUUUAUAAAGGCAAGGUGCCAUGU
This is a messenger RNA of Gavialis gangeticus (Gharial), 2542 nucleotides long. RefSeq names its product tyrosine-protein phosphatase non-receptor type substrate 1-like. NCBI's taxonomy places the organism in Eukaryota, Metazoa, Chordata, Crocodylia, Gavialidae. Bases 277 to 1266 code for a protein of 329 amino acids. The record is from RefSeq and is a predicted model, not a curated record. The transcript is spliced from 6 exons.